UAUGGUCUGCUACUGGGAAGCUAAAAUUGAUUUUAUUCUUAAAAGAAUAGCUAAUUGUUUCUGUAAAACUUAUAAAACGAUUAAAAUUAAUAAUGAAAAUGAGGCUGAUAAAUAACAACCAAAUGAAAUUUGA
Molecule: messenger RNA, 133 nt
Organism: Paramecium sonneborni
Lineage: Eukaryota; Ciliophora; Oligohymenophorea; Peniculida; Parameciidae
Source: the annotation of a GenBank genome assembly